Molecule: messenger RNA, 1530 nt
Organism: Aspergillus calidoustus
Lineage: Eukaryota; Fungi; Ascomycota; Eurotiomycetes; Eurotiales; Aspergillaceae
Source: the annotation of a GenBank genome assembly
AUGUCCGCCACGAUAGCUCGCACUGAGGAACAUUCCAGCACGGUCGAAUUGAAAGAUGACACCGUCAUUGUCGUACUAGGUGCCUCUGGUGAUCUGGCAAAGAAGAAGACUUUCCCCGCUCUUUUUGGCCUCUUCCGCAACAAGUUCCUUCCCAAAGGAAUCAAGAUCGUCGGAUAUGCCCGAACACAGAUGGACCACAAUGAAUACCUCCGACGAGUGCGCUCAUAUAUCAAGACCCCGACGAAGGAGAUUGAAGAGCAGCUAAACAGCUUCUGCGAGCUUUGCACCUACGUUAGCGGUCAAUAUGACCAGGACGAGUCCUUCAUCAACCUCACAAAGCACCUCGAAGAGAUCGAGUCGGGUCACAAGGAACAGAACAGAAUCUUCUACAUGGCGCUUCCCCCUAGCGUCUUCAUCACAGUGUCAGAUCAAUUAAAGCGCAACUGCUACCCCAAGAAUGGCAUUGCUCGUAUCAUUGUCGAGAAGCCUUUCGGAAAGGACCUUCAGAGCUCCCGCGACCUCCAGAAGGCUCUCGAGCCCAACUGGAAGGAGGAGGAGAUCUUCCGUAUCGAUCACUACCUUGGCAAGGAGAUGGUUAAGAACAUUUUGAUUAUGCGCUUUGGCAACGAGUUCUUCAAUGCUACCUGGAACCGUCACCACAUUGACAACGUUCAGAUCACAUUCAAGGAGCCUUUCGGCACGGAAGGGCGUGGAGGUUACUUUGACGAAUUCGGUAUCAUCCGUGACGUUAUGCAGAACCACCUUUUGCAAGUCCUGACAUUACUCGCUAUGGAACGUCCCAUCUCUUUCUCCGCCGAAGACAUCCGUGAUGAGAAGGUGCGAGUUCUCCGCGCUAUGGACCCUAUCGAACCCAAGAACGUCAUUAUCGGUCAGUACGGCAGAUCCUUGGACGGCAGCAAGCCUGCGUACAAGGAGGACGAUACCGUUCCUCAGGACUCCCGCUGCCCCACGUUCUGCGCCAUGGUUGCUUUCAUCAAGAACGAACGAUGGGAUGGUGUUCCUUUCAUCUUGAAGGCCGGCAAAGCCUUGAACGAGCAGAAGACCGAAAUUCGUAUUCAGUUCCGCGAUGUUACCUCGGGCAUCUUCAAGGACAUUCCUCGCAACGAACUCGUUAUCCGAGUUCAGCCCAACGAGUCGGUUUACAUCAAGAUGAACUCGAAGCUCCCCGGACUCUCCAUGCAGACUGUUGUCACUGAGCUGGAUCUCACCUACCGUCGCCGCUUCUCCGACCUCAAGAUCCCCGAGGCCUACGAGUCCCUGAUCCUGGAUGCCCUGAAGGGUGACCACUCCAACUUUGUCCGUGACGAUGAGCUCGACGCUAGCUGGAAGAUGUUCACCCCUCUGCUCCACUACCUCGACGACAACAAGGAGAUUAUUCCUAUGGAAUACCCCUAUGGCUCCCGGGGACCUGCUGUUCUCGAUGACUUCACCGCGUCGUUCGGCUACAAAUUCAGCGAUGCUGCAGGCUACCAGUGGCCCUUGACAAACACCACGCCCAACCGGCUGUAG